Molecule: messenger RNA, 2784 nt
Organism: Liolophura sinensis
Lineage: Eukaryota; Metazoa; Mollusca; Polyplacophora; Chitonida; Chitonidae
Product: beta-microseminoprotein-like
Exons: 4
Coding region: 201-545 (114 amino acids)
Source: RefSeq, a predicted model, not a curated record
CCUGGACGGUCCGUCAUUAUAAAUAUAAUGGGGCUGGGGAGAGUUUAGUCAGUUGUUAGAGCUUACUCUCGUGACCAGCAGAUAGCCAGACGUUCUCCACGAGCCCCCGAAGCACUGUAACCUACUGACGGCUACACAGCCUUGCUUGGAAGUGGCUAAUCUUCGGGCUUCGUACGUUCUCAAGUGUUUAUAACCUGACCAUGUAUGCUACAAAGGCACUGCUGUGUUUGACGAUUCUGCUCGUCCAUCUUUCUGCACUAACCCAAGCUAGUUGUGGGUUUGCAGAAGCACGCUUUGAGAGGACCAGGUUCGGGACUGAGGUCAGGUAUUGUGAGUACAAAGGGCUUAACCUGUUACCGGGUUCCUGGCUUAUCGACAAGGACGACUGUAUGGCGAUAACGUGUAACGCGCACGGAAUGAGCAUGUGCGGCUACGAUGUAAACGCUGGAGUGCGUAUGCCUCCUCCGGGGUGCAGAAUCGUCAGUGAUGGCUGUGAGCCAAGGUAUAUUCCCAUGCCAGGUUCCAGGACCAGAUGCCCAACAUGAGAGAUGGUUCAGGUCAAUGGGCGUCAUAAUAUAUAACUUACUCUGUCGCCUAUCUGUAUACAUCAUCACUACUGUUUCAAGGGCCUAGAUGCCCGAUUUAUCGUCCAUGACAGUUAUGACUGUAUGCUCCACUUUGGCGGGCAGAAAUGAUGAUUUAAUGAGUUUCCUGCGCUGCUCUGGAUCCAUCUUACCCGCCCAUUGCUAUCCGCUAUAAUGAGACCGACGAGGUAUGCAACUCGCCCCCGAUUAAAGACAUUUAAUUCCAAUAUUUCUAAAACAUAUUUAAAAGGCACGAGAAUGAACAACGAAAUGGAAUUUUUUAAAACAUGGAGACAUGCCUGCAACAUUUCGAAUGAAUGAGAGCCGUGGUAUUUCAUAGCGUAAUGUUUAAAAGUUUUUCCCGGGACUGGAAAAAGAUGAAUAAUCUGCUCUUCGUGUGGUUAGUAUAGGAAAUCCAUCCUCUAAAGUAUGACAUAAUUAUAACUGUUUGUCAGCAACACUUGAUGUGAGAAAAUCAAGGUAUCUAUUUCGUUAUAUAUCUUUUCCGUUUUCAAAUCUGUGAUGAAAAUAUUUGAUGAAAUAAAUGCGCUUGUACAGCGCAGGUGUUAAUAACCUAUAAGGCGAUACUAAACAUGCACAUCUGUAUUGAGGGAGAAAGUGAUGUAUGCGAAAAAACACAAAGAACAACAAAAUAUUACAUUGGUUCAACGUGCCGGCAUACACGGUUCACGUGUUAUCUUAUGCAGUGCCUUUCUCUCUACCCCCAAAGGUAAUGUAGCACUCAACACUGCACCCCCUUUACUGUGAUUGAUCAUCUUAUCAGAUAACCUGUUUACUGCGAUAAAAUCAGAAUCGUUUUUGAGGACGUUAACCGCUGUAAGGCACAGUGGUAAGCUUAUGACAGAUAAAAAUGAUUGCUCUGAAAUGCUGUUAUAUACGAAAUGAUAUAUGACAUGCGUUAUGAGACCUCCCAAGUAUGUAUGGGCAUUACUCUGACAGUAAAAAACACCUUAGGGCAGUAAGAAAACAACGCAAAAUGUUUAGAAUUUAAUCGUGAAGUUUUCACUCAAACAUUAGAGUAUUUUUAACGUAAACAAUGUAUGCCUUGUACGUAUUGUAUAAUGGUAUUGUAUACAUCAGGUGUACAGUGCCUAUGAAUAUGUUGACUGCUAACUGGAUAAUCUGUCAGGAUAACUGACAUUAUCAGUUAUACCUAAGCAAGGAUAUUCUGUCAGGAUAACUAAGGCAUUAUCAGCUAUACCUAAGUUUGGAUAUUCUGACAGGAUAACCUUGAGGUUAUCAACUAUACCUAAGUUUGGCUAUACCUUAUUUUAGAUAUUCCGACAGGUUAUCAACUAUACCUAAGUUUGGCUAAACCUAAUUUUAGAUAUUCCGACAGGAUAACUAAGUCAUUAUAAACGAUACCUUAGUUUGGAUAUUCUGGCAGGAUAACCAAGGCAAUAUCAGGUAGACCUAAGUUUGGAUAUUCUGACAGGAUAACUAAGACAUUAUCGGCUUUACCUAAGUUUGGAUAUUCUGACAGGAUAACUAAUACAUUGCCAGCCAUACCUUAGUUUGGAUAUUCUGGCAGGAUAACCAAGGCAAUAUCAGCUAGACCAAAGUUUGGAUAUUCUGACAGGAUAACUAAGGCACCAUGGUAAUGUCUUAGCUAUCCUGCCAGAAUAUCCAAACUUAGGUAUAGCUGAUAAUGCCUUAAUUAUCCUGCCAGAUGUCCAAACUAAGGUAUAGUUGACAAUGCCUUAGUUAUCCUGUCAGAAUAUCUAAAAUUACGUAUAGCUGAUAAGGCCUUAGUUAUCCUGUCAGAAUAUCUAAAAUUACGUAUAGCUGAUAAUGCCUUAGUUAUCCUGGCAGAAUAUCUAAAUUACGUAUAGUUGACAAUUGCCUUAGUUAUCCUGUCAGAAUAUCUAAAAUUACGUAUAGUUGACAAUGCCUUAGUUAUCCUGGCAGAAUAUCUAAAUUAAAUCACGGGCCUAUUGGAUCAAUUUGUUCCAAACGACAGGUUUUAAUUUAUUGAUAGAACAUUCAGCUUUCUUACAGAUCUAACAAGUUUAUGGCAAUAACAACUUUGUUUUUCUUAAAUUUAUGCUUGGUUAAUCUCUUGCAGCAAGCAUCUAGGUUAAUCUUCCUGUGGCAAGCAAUUAAAUUGUAUUUUGAGGUCUAGAUAUAAAAAAAAUUUGGACAAAACAUAUAUGCAGCUUUUGUCACAGUUUAUUGUUUU